Molecule: messenger RNA, 763 nt
Organism: Haliaeetus leucocephalus (bald eagle)
Lineage: Eukaryota; Metazoa; Chordata; Aves; Accipitriformes; Accipitridae
Gene: NDFIP1
Product: Nedd4 family interacting protein 1
Exons: 8
Coding region: 1-615 (204 amino acids)
Biological process (GO): metal ion transport; vacuolar transport; positive regulation of protein ubiquitination
Cellular component (GO): endoplasmic reticulum; Golgi apparatus; perinuclear region of cytoplasm
Molecular function (GO): WW domain binding
Source: RefSeq, a predicted model, not a curated record
AUGGAGUCUUUGUUGCAGAAUGAAGAGGAGCCAGACGAGACUGCACCAGUGGUGAAUGAUGCCCCUCCACCUUACAGCAGCAUUUCUGCGGAGAAUACAGCUUAUUUUGACUACAAGGAUGAGUCAGGAUUUCCUAAGCCUCCAUCUUACAACGUGGCCACAACACUGCCUAGUUAUGAUGAGGCGGAGAGAACCAAGGCUGAAGCCACAAUUCCCUUGGUUCCUGGAAGAGAUGACGACUUUGUGACACGGGAUGACUUUGAUGACACCGACCAGCUGAGGAUAGGAAAUGAUGGCAUUUUCAUGCUAACUUUCUUCAUGGCAUUCCUCUUCAACUGGAUUGGAUUUUUCCUGUCUUUCUGUCUGACUACUUCAGCUGCAGGACGAUACGGGGCCAUUUCUGGGUUUGGUCUGUCUCUUAUUAAAUGGAUCCUCAUUGUUAGGUUCUCCACCUAUUUUCCUGGUUACUUUGAUGGCCAGUAUUGGCUUUGGUGGGUCUUCCUUGUACUAGGUUUUCUGCUGUUUCUCAGAGGAUUUAUUAAUUAUGCAAAGGUUAGGAAGAUGCCAGAUACUUUUUCCACUCUCCCCAGAACCAGAGUUCUCUUUAUUUACUAAAGAUGUUUUCUGGCAAAUGUCUUCCUGCGUUAGUGAAUUCUCCCUCAAGAAGCAACAGGACACCUGCAGGAAGUGAAUCAAGACUCUGGAGCAGAAGAAAAAAUAAUCCCCUGCUUUAAAAUACAUAAAAAAAUAAAAGCACUGUUGG